This is a messenger RNA of Exophiala mesophila, 753 nucleotides long. RefSeq lists its product as uncharacterized. The coding region runs from base 1 to 753 and encodes 250 amino acids. NCBI's taxonomy places the organism in Eukaryota, Fungi, Ascomycota, Eurotiomycetes, Chaetothyriales, Herpotrichiellaceae. The transcript is spliced from 2 exons. The record is from RefSeq and is a predicted model, not a curated record.
AUGGAGCCCCUUAGAGGAUUUGAGAGUGACAUCAAACAGACCGAAUCUCUUCUUCCCGGCGCAGCAACCUUUCCUCGACCGAGCGGGCGAGUACCCUUUCGCCGCAAGCCAAUUAGUGAGAGGCAUGAGCGACUUGUCUACCGGACGCGCUUGACUCUUCGCAUUCUCACCUUUGUCCUCUCUCUGGCACUCGUGAUUGUUCUUGGUCAUGCCGUGUCUGUUUAUUACUCAUCCAAGGACAACACAAUGUUCGACAACAGCCUCCGCAUGGACGUGCGAAUCUGGCCCCUCCACAUGAAGAUGAAGCCAACGCUGUUUUUACUGGGCUCUGCAUCUGUGGCAACACUGUUGAGCGGUAUCAUCUGUGUCGGCAGUUUUUCCAAGGCUAUCCGCCGCAUCACUACGGUUUCUACGAUCAUCGCGGCCAUAGUAACAACCAUCACAACUAUCCUAUGGGUUGCAAUCGCCAUUUUUUACAAAGUUGACGACCUGAAUCCCAAUGAGCAAUGGGAUAUGAUCUCAUUUACGUGUGCCCGCCGCCAUGACGUGAAUCUAGACAAAGCGAUCGGAAACCUGGGCAGUCUGUGUCUUCAGAUGCGUUACUCAUGGUUCGGUGCGCUGGCGAUUGGAGUGCUUGAGAUCUGUAGCCUGGGUGUUCUGGUGUGGGCCUGGUGGGUGGGCAGAGCGAAGAAGAGCAGUAAUGCAAACUAUGAGAUGCUCCCACCCACGAGGGAGCAGAACAUUUCUAGCUAG